ACGACACCACACGAUACAACACGAUACAAUACGAGCAGCCAAAAGGACCAACUUUUGACGCCUACAAACACCCUACACCCCACACGCCCCCCGCCCCCUCUCCCUAUCCCCCACAACCUCAACAAACCCCCUCCCCUCCAACCACCGCAUCUUCCGCCUCGCCCUCCACCCCGCCAACCCCCCAAACCCCACGCCCCACCACCCCCGCUCCUUCCCCCCCGCAAACGCCGCCGGCCACGGAUCCCUCAACGUAUACGGCGGCGGCGGAUCCCUCUCAUCCUCCUCCCCGUCCGCAGCUUCCUCGCUCUCGCGCCCCUCGGCGCGCGCCGCCGGCGUGAAUUCAAGCGUCCACUCGUGGUCGAAGGCGUGCGUGUCCAGGGCCCCUGGGUCCGUGGCGCGGCGCGAGGGCGCGACGGGGGGGUUGUAUGGCGGCGAGAGCGCGGGCAGGAUGAUGGCGUGGCGGCGGGUGUCGGUUGGGCGGUAGGGGAGCGGGAGCGAGGACGCCGUGCCGCGGCGCGUGGGGGCUUGUGGUGCAGGGGGACUGCGGUGCGGCGGCGCGGUACGGUGCUGUGGUGUGCACUGCGUGGGCUCGGUGCACCGCAUGGGCUCGCGGUCGGGCGUGCGGCAGCUGUUCAGCGGCCUGUGGACGGUGCUGUGCACGCGCCGUUCGCUUCUGCGGGGCUCGUGUGUGGUGUUCAGGCGGCAGAAGUGGAUUGUCGAUGGGAACAAGGGGCAGGGCGAGGGCGAGAGCGGGGGCGCAGACAGCAUGGUAACGGUGUGGGCGUGGACGCUCAUGGUGCAGGACAUUCAGUAACGAGGGGAUGGAGUGAAUGGCAGCAAGGAGACGGACGACGGACAGCUCGCAUUUCAAAGAGCAGCACCCGUCCAUUGCCCGCCGCGUGAAUAGCGAACUAUGGUGCCAUCUCGACCCGGUCCCCGUGCCGUGGUCGCGGAGGCGCGAGAGCGGUCCAGUCUUGUCAUUAUCUUGUUAGUCGAGGGGCAACAGCGCCGCAGAAGCGUGUGCCGGGUGCGUGCCAAUACCACCGUAUCUUGCGCUCUCACUGCUUGGUUCCGUUGUCUGAGGUUGCAUUGGGGUCUUGUUGGCCGGCGCAUGGCCGCUUGC
Messenger RNA from Boeremia exigua, 1123 nucleotides. RefSeq lists its product as uncharacterized. The record is from RefSeq and is a predicted model, not a curated record. NCBI's taxonomy places the organism in Eukaryota, Fungi, Ascomycota, Dothideomycetes, Pleosporales, Didymellaceae. The transcript has a single exon. The annotation marks the transcript as partial.